This is a messenger RNA of Brassica napus (rape), 1445 nucleotides long. RefSeq lists its product as uncharacterized. Bases 63 to 1178 code for a protein of 371 amino acids. Lineage: Eukaryota; Viridiplantae; Streptophyta; Magnoliopsida; Brassicales; Brassicaceae. The transcript has 3 exons. The record is from RefSeq and is a predicted model, not a curated record.
CUUGGGGUAGGUAACACUAACACACUAGAAUAAGACUAGCUAGUGUUCUUAACUUAUAAAAAAUGUCUCUCUAUCAGACUCUUUGCUUUCUUCUCAUCCUCUCUCUCUGCCAUGGUUCUCACAGCGUCCAACCACGUCGGGCUCCUCAUCUUGAUGGGCUUCUCCCAAAUGGCAACUUUGAGCACAUCCCUCCCAAAUCGAACAUGAAGGGUCGACAAAUAAUCGGCGCACACUCUCUCCCUCACUGGGAAAUCUCCGGCCACGUGGAGCUAGUCUCCGGUGGGCCUCAGCCCGGAGGAUUCCAUUUUGCAGUCCCACGUGGGGUCCACGCUGUAAGACUAGGAAGCUUAGCUUCCAUCUCUCAAGACGUUAAAGUGAAUCGUGGUUUUGUCUACUCUAUAACGUUUGGAGCCACUAGGAGUUGCGCUCAGGACGAGAACAUCAAAGUCUCUGUGCCGGGUCAGGCCGACGAGCUUCCCAUCCAGACCGUGUUUAGCUCAGACGGUGGUGACACUUACGCGUGGGCUUUCAUGGCAAUGUCGGAUGUGGUCAAAAUCACUUUCCAUAACCCUGGUGUUCAAGAAGACCGUACUUGUGGACCCCUCGUAGAUGUUGUCGCUAUCAAAGAGAUGCUUCCUCUCGGGUACAACAGAGGAGGAAACUUAGUGAAAAACGGAGGCUUCGAGAUCGGUCCACACGUGUUCGCUAACUACUCUAUCGGAAUCUUGAUUCCGGCAAGAAUCCAAGACCUUAUCUCUCCACUUCCGGGGUGGAUCGUCGAGUCCUUAAAACCGGUGAAGUAUAUUGACAACCGUCACUUCAAGGUUCCGUCUGGACUCGCCGCCGUUGAGCUUGUUGCCGGAAGAGAAAGUGCAAUCGCUCAGAUCAUCCGUACCGACGCCGGGAAGGCAUACAUUCUCUCGUUCACGGUGGGAGACGCGCAAAACGGCUGCCACGGGUCGAUGACGGUGGAGGCGUUUGCUGGAAAAGAACCGUUUAAGCUUUCUUUGGUGUCGGAAGGUAAGGGAGUUUUCAAAACCGGACAUUUUAGGUUUGUUGCGGAUUCGGACCGUACUAGGCUAACGUUCUAUAGUGCGUUUUAUCAUACUAAGCUUCAUGACUUCGGACAUCUCUGUGGACCUGUUCUUGAUAGUGUUGUUGUACUCCCAGCCCAUUAGAGCAGCAUUAUCCCUAAAACUCACAUUGUGGUUUCUUAAAUUUAUUUUUUUUGUCUAACUAAAAAAAAAAAAAAAUUAAAAAGCGUACCAAUUACGGGCCGUCACGUGUCGGUGGGACCUGCAAACAGUGCAAAGAACCAAUAACGAUCGAUCCUUAUCUGAAGCCUUUUGAGACCGGUUUUUAUGUUUUCUGUGGGGUCCAAGGGUUAAAAACCCCUUUAAUAUCCUGAGUUGUUGAUGAUCUAACAAUUGUGGUUCUUUGCUUCA